ACCAAUCACAGGCUGCGUCUGGCGCUACCCGGAAAAGGUCCAGUUUUACAUUUCACCUCACUGUUGUGGUUGGAAAACUGCUUGAAGAUGUCCUGUAACACUACUGUAACUCGUCUUCAUGUGUCGUCUGUGGGUCAGGCACAGCGAGCCCCGGUCCACCUAUUGCCCUGCGAGAUUGAACACAACGGGCCUGCCCAGGUCUCACAAUACUUCGAUGCCACUAUUAAAGACCGCAAACAAGGGAAGACUGUGUCAUUCAGGGGGCGUGAGUUGAAGGGGCAGGAGCUCAGCUGUCCACAGGGAUUCACUGGUCUGGUGCUGAAAGAGAUCAACAAACCUGGCUCUGACCAAGAGGACAGGACAGUGAGGGUAACCUCUGUGUUUGACAAGCUGACCUACUGGAACUUGGAGACGGCUCCAAAUUCAGACGAUACGGUUGUGAUGGCGAUGGAUUGGCCUGAGCUGGCGGAGGCGAUCCACGGACCAGUAGAAGACUGACAGAGCUCCCUGAUAAAAGGUGGCUCCUCAGCGUGUUCUCAGUGAAAUGUACAGUAUUGUGGUCACUGAACAACAGCAGUGAAAACACUGCCUGUUCAGUGAGUGUUACAGUUGCAGAGCAACACAGUUUAUAUCAAUAUGCACGUUUUGUAUAAUCUGUUCUUUUGUAGUGAAAUAAAUACAAAUAGUUCAUUGA
Mugil cephalus (flathead mullet) is the source of this 694-nucleotide messenger RNA. RefSeq names its product ribonuclease H2, subunit C (gene rnaseh2c). Gene Ontology annotation, biological process: RNA catabolic process. The coding region runs from base 88 to 498 and encodes 136 amino acids. The record is from RefSeq and is a predicted model, not a curated record. Lineage: Eukaryota; Metazoa; Chordata; Actinopteri; Mugiliformes; Mugilidae. Gene Ontology annotation, cellular component: ribonuclease H2 complex. The transcript is spliced from 5 exons.